This is a messenger RNA of Carassius auratus (goldfish), 3657 nucleotides long. RefSeq names its product structural maintenance of chromosomes protein 5-like. Gene Ontology annotation, molecular function: single-stranded DNA binding; ATP hydrolysis activity. Gene Ontology annotation, biological process: double-strand break repair via homologous recombination. The record is from RefSeq and is a predicted model, not a curated record. Lineage: Eukaryota; Metazoa; Chordata; Actinopteri; Cypriniformes; Cyprinidae. The transcript is spliced from 24 exons. The coding region runs from base 95 to 3316 and encodes 1073 amino acids. Gene Ontology annotation, cellular component: Smc5-Smc6 complex; nucleus.
CAAUCACACGGCGGUUCACCCUCAACACAGGCGCGAAACGAAAGCGUUGCGACGCUGCUGCGGUACCCACUGGCGGCGGUUGACGGGACGAGAAAUGGACCUGCCGCAGAAGAGAAAACGAAUAAGCCACGAAUUAACCACCUCACAGCCCUCCAGCCGCGAAGCUGCACCGUCCAGCAGCACAAAUGGCCAAGCAGGAGGUUUCGUGGAGGGCUCUAUCCUCCGCAUCACCAUGCGCAACUUCCUCACCUACGAUCACUCGGAAGUGUUCCCGGGACCCAAACUAAACAUGAUCGUCGGAGCCAACGGCACGGGGAAGUCCAGUAUAGUGUGUGCCAUCUGCCUGGGCCUGGCCGGUAAAACAUCUGUCCUGGGCCGAGGAGACAAGGUUGGUCUGUAUGUGAAGCGAGGAUGCAGUAAGGGUUCAGUUGAAAUUGAGCUAUACAGAGCGAGUGGAAACUUGGUAAUCACCAGAGAGAUCCAGGUGGAGAACAACCAGUCGACGUGGAUGCUCAACAGAAAACACUCCAGUCAGAAAGCUGUGGAGGAGGCUGUGAAAGAGCUGCACAUUCAGGUCGGGAACCUGUGUCAGUUCCUACCGCAGGAGAAGGUUGGUGAGUUUGCUAAGAUGAGUAAGAUCGAACUUCUCGAAGCCACUGAGAAAUCGGUCGGCCCGCCAGAAAUGUACGAGUUUCACUGCGAACUCAAGACGUUUCGCAGCAAAGAGAGGGAACUGGAGAAUGUGUGUAAGGAGAAAGCCACCUUCCUAGAGAAGGCCAGACAGAGGAACGAGAGGAACAAACUGGAUGUAGAGCGCUACUACAUGAAGAAGAGACACUUGGACAGGAUCCAGAUGCUAGAGAAGAAGAAACCCUGGGUGGAGUAUGAAACGGCACGUAAAGAGCUUGAGGGGGUGAAGAAGGAGAGAGAGGAAAUGAAGAAGAAGCUGAAGUCGUUAAAAGAAGCUCAGGAGCCUCUGAUGAGGAAGAUCCGCUCGGUGGAGAGUCAGCUGCAGCCCAUCGAGCAGCAGAUGAAGGAGCUGACUGCUGGUAUCAGAGAUGCAACGCAGAAAUGCAAGCAGAAACAUGAUCAGCUUGAAUAUAGGAAUAAAGAGGUUGAUGACAUCAGACAGGACCUGAGUCUGAAGCAGACCGAGGAGGCGGACCGACAGAAGCGGAUCGGACACACGCAGCUCAUGAUCAAAGACCUGCAGAAGGAGCUACAGAACAUGGGCAGCAUGGAGGACGUCACGCCUCAGAUCGAGGCUGUCAAUGCAGAGCUGAGGAAAAUCCAGGAAGAGAAAGCCAAACUGGAGGGCGAGAUGUCAGACCUGCGCAGAGAUAAAGACGAAGCCUUUGGAGAAUUAAACCGUUUGCAGAAUCGUCAGAAGAGUCUGGACAACAUGAUGAACGUGAAAGAGGAAAAACUGCGCACCCGAUUUCGUGACACUUACACUGCCCUCAAGUGGCUGAGGGAUAACCGUGGUCGUUUUGAAGGCAACGUCUAUGAGCCCAUGAUGCUGGUGAUAAAUGUCCGUGAUUCUCGGCACGCAAAAUACAUUGAGAGUCACAUUCCUCUCAAUGAUUUGAGAGCCUUCGUCUUUCAGAAACAGGAGGACAUGGAGAAGUUCAUGACGGAGGUGCGAGACACACAGAGGCUGCGAGUUAACACCGUCAUUGCUCCAGAGGAGUCCUGCUCUAGACGACCACCUUCACGACCACUCGAGACCCUGAAGCCUUAUGGCUUCUUCUCAUAUUUGCGUGAGCUGUUCGAUGCUCCUGAGGAGGUCAUGAGUUACUUAUGCUAUCAAUACAAAGUCAAUGAUGUGCCUGUAGGCACCGAGAAGACCAAGAGCAUGAUCGAGAUGGUGAUCAGAGAGCUUCAGAUGAGGAUGAUCUACACCGCGGAGGAGAAGUACACAGUGAAGAAAUCCAACUACUCUAGUAACGUGGUCUCCAGUAACUCGGCCCUGCGACCCUCACAGUUCCUCACUAUGACCGUAGAUGCAGAUGAGAGACGCCAGCUGGAAGAGCAGCUGAGGGCAGCACAGAGGCAGGUGCAGAGCAUUGAUCAACGGAUGGCAGCCAUCCGUGAGCAACAAGCUAAACUGGACCGCCGUGAUAAUGAGCUGCGUGCAAACAAGAAGAAACUGUCUGAGCUGAAGGGCAAGAAGAGACAACUGGAGCAGAAAAUCAGCACAAAACAGGACAGUUUACGGCAGAUGCAGCAGAAUGAGAUCAACUUGCAGGCAAUUGAAGAGGAGACAAACGCCAAGAUCGCUGCUGUAAAUAACAAGAAAGUGGCCAUAAUGCAGGAAUAUUUGGGUCACAUGCAGAUGAAGGCCAGACUGAGUAUGGAGAAGGUGUACUUGGCUCUUCAGAGCGCAGGUCUCUCCGCUGAGAAAACCAAACUGGAGACGGACUGCAGGGACAGUUCAGCUGAGCUCAAGCGAGCCGAGGUGACGUACACCAAACUGGACCAGGUGAAGAACAAUCUGUUGACCAUGUGUAAGAACCUGAUGAGGAGGGCCAGUGAGAUCUGUAACAUGACCCCCGGAGAGACGGCCGUCCCAGAGGAACUACACGCAGCCUUCAGCCAGCUGCCUGACACACUGGAUGAGAUUGAUGCCAUGCUGAAUGAGGAGAAGACCAGAGCCGAGUGCUUCACCGGCCUCAGUGAUGCUGUGGUGGAGGAAUAUAACCGACGUGAGCGGGAGAUUCAGAACAUGGAGAAGGAGCUGGACGACAAGACCAACGCUCUGACAACCUACAGACGAAACAUCGCUGAGGCCAAAGAGCGCUGGCUGAAUCCUCUGAAGCAGCUGGUGGAUCAGAUCAACGAGCGCUUCAGUGAUUUCUUUCGCUCCAUGCAGUGCGCUGGAGAGGUGGAUCUGCACUCGGAGAACGAGGAGGAGUAUGAUAAGUACGGCAUCCGGAUCCGAGUCAAGUUUCGCAGCAGCACGCAGCUGCACGAGCUGACGCCUCACCAUCAGAGCGGAGGAGAGCGCAGCGUGUCCACCAUGCUGUACCUCAUGUCCCUGCAGGAGCUCAACCGCUGCCCCUUCAGAGUGGUGGACGAGAUCAACCAGGGCAUGGAUCCUGUCAACGAGAGACGUGUGUUUGACAUCGUAGUGCGGACAGCGUGUGGCGUGAACACGUCUCAGUAUUUCUUCAUCACACCCAAGCUCCUACAGAACCUGAAGUACGCGGAGCAGAUGACCAUCCUCUGUGUGCACAACGGUCCCUACAUGCUGCCGCCGAACAAAUGGAGCGAGAAAACCUUCAUCAGACGUGCCAAACACAGACAAAUGCCCUGAAGAACACGUUGAGCUGGAGUUGUGUCUGGAUCAGCAGUUCAGAUGAGGUGAAGUGCCUUCAUGUCCACAAUGCAUCAAAACCGUUACCAGUUCGGAUUAAACAUUUUGUGUAAUGAAUAAAUGCAUGCAACUGUUUUUUUUUUACGUGUUAAUUCUCACCUAAGGAAACAUUUAUUAUUACUUGGGUCAAAAAAUGCAAAAUGAGAACAGUUUUAAAUACUAAUAUCUAAUUUUAUUAAUAGGUGUCUUUCAGUUUUUUUUUUUAUUGAAAAUAAGCUGCCAUUUACGUAAUUCAUGCAAUUCGUAACAGAGUGGGACUUUUUUUUCUUUUAACACUGUUG